ACUUGCCUGCUUCAGCUCCAGCCACCGCUUCUCAGCUGACAUGAAGGUGUUUGUGGCUGCCCUUGCCGUUCUCAUCGCUGCCUGCUGCUACCAGACCUCCGCUGCACCGAUUGGUUCUGACCCACCGACCUCCUGCUGCUUCACCUACACCUCCCGGCAGCUGCCCCGCAGCUUCGUGGUGGAGUACUAUGAGACCAACAGCCAGUGCUCCCAGCCAGCCGUGGUGUUUGUCACAAGGAGGGGCCGUGAAGUCUGCGCUAACCCUGAUGAGGGCUGGGUCAAGCAGUACAUGAACGAGCUGGAGCUGAACUGAGGUCCCAGGACAGACCCUGUCACCCGGUGUCCCCGGACUGCCGGGACGAGGGAACCACAGCCAGCUGCGGGCUCUGUCAGAAAUGCGUCAGUGUCACUUAAAGCUAGCUGAGAAAUUGAAAAUGUUCCAGAAUCUGACUUUAGUGUUUUGUUAUUUAAUUAUUUUUAUAGAGGAGGG
Athene cunicularia (burrowing owl) is the source of this 490-nucleotide messenger RNA. RefSeq names its product C-C motif chemokine 4 homolog. The transcript is spliced from 3 exons. Gene Ontology annotation, molecular function: CCR chemokine receptor binding; chemokine activity. Gene Ontology annotation, cellular component: extracellular region. Lineage: Eukaryota; Metazoa; Chordata; Aves; Strigiformes; Strigidae. The record is from RefSeq and is a predicted model, not a curated record. Bases 41 to 313 code for a protein of 90 amino acids. Gene Ontology annotation, biological process: inflammatory response; cellular response to interleukin-1; G protein-coupled receptor signaling pathway.